CGUGGCUCUCCCCGCCCUGCAGGAAGUGGUGGUGGAAUGAAGUUCGGGGACUGGCGGUGGCGGUGAAGUUGGAGAAGUUGUGAUCGGCGGAGAUCCGGGAAUAGAUCGGCCAGGGUGGAGAGGAGGGGAGCGGAUAGUAUGCUGGAGGGGAGCCGCUGAUUGGAUGGAGCUGUACCCGUGGAUCUGGGCACUCUGUGCCCUGCUGGUGCCCCAUGUUUUGUGCAGAGAAGUCUGCACUGGAACAGAUAUGAAACUGCUUCGCCCUUUCAGCCAUGAGAAUCAUUAUGAGACUCUACGUACUCUCUAUAAGAAUUGCCAGGUGAUUCAGGGAAACCUAGAAAUUACCUAUCUGGAAGAAAGUGAUGAUGUUUCCUUUCUAAAGGACAUCAUGGAAGUGCAGGGCUAUGUUUUAAUCGCACACAACCUGCUGAGCUAUGUGCCCUUGGAGAACUUGCGCAUUAUACGAGGCACACAGAUGUUCCAGGAACGCUAUGCCCUAGCUGUACUGUUUAACUCCCAACCUGUGGGAUCAGCUGGACUCCGAGAACUGCGCUUAAAGAACCUCACAGAGAUCCUAAAUGGUGGCAUUAUCAUGGAGAAUAACACACAGCUGUGCUUUCAAGCAACCAUCCAAUGGCAAGAUAUUCUGAGCCAAAGCAAUAACUUAAGAAACGAAAAGAUUCUACAGCCUGGCAUCCGAACAUGUCCAUCAUGCUCCAGUAAAUGUGGACUGUUACCAUCAGGAAGCGAUGGAUCAUGCUGGGGAGAGGGAGAAGCAUACUGUCAGACCUUGACCAGCACGAUCUGUCAGAGCGGCUGUCUGAGGUGUAAAGGGAAGGAUUCCACUCAUUGCUGUCAUGAGCAGUGUGCAGCUGGCUGUACUGGACCCAGGAACUCCGACUGUCUGGCUUGCCGCCAUUUUAAUAACAAUGGCACGUGUGAGCUGCUGUGUCCACUUAUAAUCUCGUACAACCCAGAGAACUUUGAAUCUGUUCCGAACAAAGAUGGAAGAUACACAUAUGGAGCAAGCUGCGUCGUACAAUGUCCAUAUAACUACCUGGCCACGGAAGUCGGAUCCUGCACUCUUCUCUGCCCACAGAAUAAUCAAGAAGUGAUAGUCGGAGGCAUACAGAAGUGUGAAAAGUGCACCAACCAGUGCAGUAAAUUUUGUUAUGGUUUGGGAAUGGACUUUCUGAAGACCACACGGGCUGUCAAUUCUACCAACAUCCAGCAUUUCCAAGGAUGCACCAAAAUCUUUGGCAACUUGGCAUUCCUUCCUGAAUCCUUCAGAGCGGAUCCAGCACAGAACGUAACACCACUCUCGUUGGUGGAUUUGGAAGUAUUCAAGACUCUUGAAGAAAUUACAGGAUAUAUAUACAUUGACUCAUGGCCUGAAGAACUGGCUAAUCUCAGUGUAUUUGAGAAUUUGCGUGUAAUCCGUGGGCGGCUCCUACAUAAUGGGGCGUAUUCGAUGGUUGUCCGCAAUCUUUCCAUGUCAUCUCUUGGCUUGCGGUCCUUAACGGAGAUCAGCAGUGGAUUGGUGCUGCUAGAGGCCAACCCCAAUCUUUGCUAUCUGGACACUGUCCCGUGGACAAAAAUAUUUAGGAAUUCUAGACAAGCUAUAUUGAAGACCACGAAUAAACCACAGAAUGAGUGUGAAAAAGAGGGACAUGUGUGCUUCCAGCUGUGUGGUAAUGCUGAGUGCUGGGGAUUUGGACCGUCUCAGUGUGUCAACUGUAGUGGCUUGCUUCGUGGGAAUGACUGUGUGGAAUCCUGCAAUGUGGAAGAGGGGGAGCCGCGGGAAGUUGUUGAUAAAGGCCAGUGUAUAAUGUGUCACCCAGAGUGCUUGCUGCAGAAUGGAUCCCAGACGUGCCUUGGUCCGAGUGCAGAGCAGUGUGUGGCCUGUGCCCACUACAGAGAUGGCACAACAUGUGUGAACCAUUGCCCGAGUGGAAAGAAGAUGGACUCCUUUGUGCCUGUUUGGAAAUACGCAGACAAAGAUGGAGACUGUCAGCUGUGCCCUGUUAACUGCUCCCAUUCGUGUGAUAAACAAGAUGAGAAAGGAUGCCCUAUCAUUGUGAACAAUAGUCAUAUUUACAUGAUCGUGGCGGUGGUGGGCAGCAUAUUCCUCGUCGUGACUGUUGCAGUUGGCCUUGUACUGUUUGUCAAACGCAGGAAGCACCUGAAAAAGAAGCACACCAUGCGACGCUUUGUGGAUAACGAGUUGGUGGAACCGUUAACCCCAAGUGGAGCCUUGCCGAACCAAGCACAGAUGAGGAUUCUGAAGGAGACCGAGUUGAAGAAGAUGAAAAUCCUGGGGUCUGGUGCUUUUGGCACUGUGUAUAAGGGUAUCUGGAUCCCUGAUGGAGAGGACAUAAAAAUUCAGGUCGCUAUCAAAGUGUUGCGUGAAAACACUUCUCCUAAAGCCAAUAAAGAAAUCCUGGAUGAGGCUUAUGUCAUGGCGGGGGUAGCAAGUCCUUAUGUGUGUCGUCUGCUGGGUAUCUGUCUAACAUCCACAGUGCAGCUGGUUACCCAGCUCAUGCCGUAUGGUUGCUUACUGGAACAUGUACGAGAGAAUAAGGAUCGCAUUGCUUCCAAAGAUCUACUGAACUGGUGUGUGCAGAUAGCAAAGGGCAUGACAUAUCUAGAGGAGGUACGGUUGGUGCACAGAGAUCUGGCAGCCAGAAAUGUAUUGGUGAAGAACCCAACACAUGUGAAGAUAACAGACUUUGGCUUGGCACGGUUGCUGGAUGUGGAUGAAACUGAAUAUCAUGCAGAUGGAGGGAAGGUUCCCAUUAAAUGGAUGGCUUUGGAAUCUAUUCUGCACCGGAAGUUCACACACCAGAGUGACGUAUGGAGCUAUGGGGUGACUGUAUGGGAACUCAUGACCUUUGGUGCAAAACCAUAUGAUGGUAUUCCAGCGCGGGAGAUUCCAGACCUCCUGGAGAAGGGAGAAAGGCUCCCGCAGCCUCCUGUUUGUACCAUCGAUGUGUAUAUGAUCAUGGUAAAAUGCUGGAUGAUCGACUCUGAGUGCCGGCCCAAGUUCCGUGAGCUGGUCACCGAGUUUUCCCGCAUGGCUCGUGAUCCACAGCGCUUUGUGGUCAUUCAGGAUGACGAACUCUUGGCUCAGGCCAGCCCCUUGACUACACAAUUCUACAGUGAACUAUUAAGGGAGGUUGGCAUGGAAGAGUUGGUGGAUGCUGAUGAGUACCUUGUUCCUCACCAUGGAUUCUUUGGGUCUGAAGAUCCCACGCUGGAACAUCGCAGUAGAAUAUCGUCUCACCAGAGCGCAAAUGAGAACCAUCGGCCGUUGUUGGAUGGCACAGCUCCCGUGGUCCUUCUAGCUCGCACUUUGUCACACGAAUCGGCUGCCAGUGGCUCUGAUGAUCUUAGUGACAGGGACGAUGUGUUUGAUUCACUUCCCAGAGAUCACAGCCUUAGACACAGGUACUGCGAGGAUUCAUUAGAACUUCGAGGAACUGACGUGAUCGAUGGAAGGAUGGUGGACAUCAAUGGUUAUGCAUCUCCAGCAUCUCCUGCAUAUCCUUCAGAGUAUGUAAACCAAAGAGAACCCAUCAGAAGUCGCUCAUCGGUAAAGACACCAAGAACGUCCGUUUCCACCCUAGAAAGACAGAAGGGACAAGUGUGCAGGAAUGGCUUGAUCAGGGAGCCAAUGAGCCCAGCCUCCAUUGCUGCGGUGGAGAAUCCAGACUAUCUCCCCCCACCAGGACUACAUGCACCAAACUUUUUCCCACAAGCUUUUGACAAUCUUUACUACUGGAACCAUGAACUCAACUCCUCAGGAGGUGAGCAGGACCCUAACCCAGGACCUAAUGGAUUUACUACGCCAACGGCAGAAAAUCCAGAGUACUUGGGCCUGGAUGGGACGAUUAUGAGGCCUCGGGACGUGACCGCAUAGGCGGGAAUCAGCUGUUUUUGAAGACCUCACGAACUUCUGUUUUCAAAAAUUUCCAUUUUGAUCAAUGCAGUUAUGGCGUCCUAAGCAACCAACUAGAAGAGGUUUUCACCAGCAAUCUCUCAGCCUGAGAUAAGAAAGCUCAGACCUAUAUUCUAUGCACAGGCAACUUUUGUGCGGCAGAAUUUUACUUGUAUAGUAGAGAGCUGUGUAUAUAUGUUAUUGUUUUAUAUGGCAUUGACUACAUAUAGUUCCUGAUGGGGAACGGAAGUAGGCCUUUAUGGUAGCAAUGCUUGUUUUAUAUUAUUCAGAUAAUGACGCUUUAUAAGAGAAUG
Rana temporaria (common frog) is the source of this 4251-nucleotide messenger RNA. It is a transcript of the gene ERBB2, whose product is annotated as erb-b2 receptor tyrosine kinase 2. Gene Ontology annotation, molecular function: transmembrane receptor protein tyrosine kinase activity; ATP binding. The coding region runs from base 164 to 3919 and encodes 1251 amino acids. Lineage: Eukaryota; Metazoa; Chordata; Amphibia; Anura; Ranidae. Gene Ontology annotation, biological process: positive regulation of cell population proliferation; positive regulation of kinase activity; cell surface receptor protein tyrosine kinase signaling pathway. Gene Ontology annotation, cellular component: basal plasma membrane; signaling receptor complex. The transcript is spliced from 27 exons. The record is from RefSeq and is a predicted model, not a curated record.